Paraphaeosphaeria sporulosa is the source of this 1512-nucleotide messenger RNA. Its product is annotated as histone acetyltransferase ESA1. The coding region runs from base 1 to 1512 and encodes 503 amino acids. The transcript is spliced from 3 exons. The record is from RefSeq and is a predicted model, not a curated record. Gene Ontology annotation, biological process: regulation of DNA-templated transcription. Gene Ontology annotation, molecular function: histone acetyltransferase activity. Lineage: Eukaryota; Fungi; Ascomycota; Dothideomycetes; Pleosporales; Didymosphaeriaceae.
AUGGCGCCCCGCGAAAAUUCUCACGAGCCCUCUGGCACGCCUGUGCCGGUGGAAACGGGAUAUGCCACCCUCGCGCAGCUGAGGGUUGGCGUGAAGGCUUUCGUAGAAAAAGAUGGCGAGAAGCGCAAGGCGGAAAUCCUAAUGAUCCAGACCAGAAGGGGAGAACCGAAAUUUUACGUCCAUUACGAAGAGUUCAAUAAGCGUCUCGAUGAAUGGGUGAACGCGGAUCGCAUCGACCUCGCUCGCGAGGUCGAGUGGCCCGCCCCUGAGAAACCCGACAAGAAGAAGUCUUCUUCCAACAAGAAUGAGAAGACAACCUCAAAGGCAGACCAGAAGAAUCUCAAGCGCUCUCGGAGCAAGCUCGACCGUGAGCUAUCCAUCGCAUCCGAGUCAUCUAGCAGCAAUAUCCCAGGAAAAGCACAGCGACCUACCAAGGCAAGUGGAAAGGAAAACCAAGAGCUGCUCGUCACUACUGAGAUCACCGAUGGCACGACGCCCAAGCCCGAAGAUGAAGAGAUGGACCUCGUGGAUGUACAGGACGCGGCUGCCGCCGCCAAAGCUGUGCCCGAUCAGGCCUACUCCCGUGAAGACGAGAUCGAAAAAUUGCGCACCUCAGGCUCCAUGACGCAGAACCAGACAGAGAUCGCUCGCGUUCGAAACAUCGAGAAAGUCCAAAUGGGCAAGUACGAAAUCGAGCCAUGGUACUUCUCCCCGUAUCCAAUCGACUUCGUUGACGUCGACAUGGUCUACAUCUGCGAGUUCUGUCUAAACUACUACGGCGACGUAACGCAGUUUGAGCGACACCGCUCAAAAUGCACACUGCUCCACCCACCGGGCAACGAGAUAUACCGCGAUGACUACGUUUCCUUCUUCGAGAUAGACGGUCGGAGGCAACGUACCUGGUGUCGUAAUCUCUGUCUCCUGUCAAAGCUCUUCCUCGAUCACAAGACCUUGUACUAUGAUGUCGACCCUUUCCUCUUCUAUUGCAUGGCCACUCGGGACGAGCACGGCUGCCACCUCGUAGGCUAUUUCUCCAAAGAAAAAGAAUCCGCUGAAGGCUACAACGUCGCCUGUAUCCUCACACUCCCACAAUACCAACGAAAAGGCUUCGGCAAGCUCCUCAUCGACUUCUCCUACCUGCUCUCCAAGCGCGAAGGCAAGCUCGGCUCUCCCGAAAAGCCUUUGUCUGAUCUCGGGCUACUGGGUUAUCGUGCCUACUGGCAAGAAAUCAUAGUAGACCUGCUCAUGGACGGGAGGGCGGAAGCGAAUAUCGAGGAUCUUGGGGCGCAGACAGCUAUGACCACGAACGACGUGCUGCACACGCUACAGAAUCUGAACAUGCUGAGGUAUAGCAAGAAUGCGCAUGUGGUUGUGCUGACGGAUGCGGUCGUGGAAGCGAGAGAGAGGCAGAAGGCGAAGGAAAAGAUCAAAGGAAGGAGAGUGAUUGACCCGGAACGGUUGAGCUGGAAGCCGCCAGUUUUCUCGGCGGCGAGCCGCACUUGGAACUGGUAA